Molecule: messenger RNA, 1419 nt
Organism: Leptomonas pyrrhocoris
Lineage: Eukaryota; Euglenozoa; Kinetoplastea; Trypanosomatida; Trypanosomatidae
Product: putative Aspartyl aminopeptidase
Exons: 1
Coding region: 64-1419 (451 amino acids)
Biological process (GO): proteolysis
Molecular function (GO): zinc ion binding; aminopeptidase activity
Source: RefSeq, a predicted model, not a curated record
AGGAAAACAAAAUACUUUUGAUUCUUUUUUUUUCUGCGUCAACUUCUUUUUUUUUGAAAAGCAAUGACGACUCUCAAGUCAGAGCACGCCGUGAAGAUGGCGAAAGAAUUCGUCGGUUUCAUGAAUCAGGCGAUAACUCCAUUCCAUGCAGUACAAACGGUUGCUGAGAUGCUGCAGAAGGCAGGCUUUUCUCGACUUGACGAAGGUAAAGUAUGGCCCGAAAUGGCACCUGGCGGCAAGUACUAUCUCACUCGCAACGGCUCGAGUAUCGUGGCAUUUUCAGUUGGCGGCAAAUUUGAUCCUGCGAACGGCGUCAAAAUUGUUGGUGCGCACACUGACUCGCCAAAUUUUCUUUUGAAGCCCCAUACCAAAUCUCCCUCUACUAAGUAUCAACGCGUGGCUGUUCAGUGCUACGGAGGUGGUUUGUGGCACUCAUGGUUCGAUCGCGAUCUUACGGUGGCCGGCCGUGUUGUAAUUUCGCGCGAUCAUCUGGAGGAAAAAAUUAUUAAAAUUGACAAACCGAUUAUGCGAAUUCCCAACAUUGCGAUUCACUUGACGUCCGUUAAGGAACGGGAAGGAUUUGCCCCCAACAAGGAGACGCAUCUGAUUCCAGUCAUUUGCACAGAAAUUGCUCAGAAACUUGCGGAACCUGACUGUAAGGAAUCCGCGGACUCAACGCAUUGUACCGCCUUGAUGAGCGCAAUUGCUGUCGAGGCAGGCUGCAAACCGGAAGAAAUUUUGGAUUUUGACCUCAGCGUCAUUGACACACAACCGGCCGCAAUUGGAGGUAUUUACGACGAAUUUAUUUUCUCAUCGCGCUUGGAUAAUUUGAUCUCGUGCUACUGCGCUAUCAAAGCCAUCAUCGACGCUGAGGCGUUGGAAAAUGACACCAUGGUGCGUAUGGCCUGCUUAUUCGACCACGAGGAGUGCGGUUCGGGCUCUCCGCAAGGCGCAGCCGGCUCUUUGGUCCCUGAUAUUAUCGAGCAUCUCAUCAGCAACAGAACUCUGCGCGCAACUUUGGUAGCGAACUCGUUUCUCCUUUCCGUUGAUGGGGCACACGGAUGCCAUCCGAAUUACACUGACAAACAUGAAAAUGCCCACCGUCCGGCACUCCAUGAAGGACCUGUCAUUAAGUACAACGCCAAUGUUCGCUAUGCAACAAACGGUCUGACAGCAGCUGUUGUUAAGCACUUGGCGAAGAAAGUCAAUGUGCCUGUCCAGGAGUUUGUCGUUCGCAACGACUCGCCGUGCGGAUCGACAAUCGGUCCAAUUCUCUCCACGCUUUCCGGUAUCAAGACUGCUGACAUUGGCAACCCAAUGAUAAGCAUGCACAGUGUUCGUGAAAUGUGCGGCACACUUGACAUUUAUUACAUGACAAAGCUAAUUGAGUCCUUCUUUGUGAACUACGAAAACUCGUGA